Gossypium raimondii (Peruvian cotton) is the source of this 1090-nucleotide messenger RNA. RefSeq names its product chlorophyll a-b binding protein CP26, chloroplastic. Gene Ontology annotation, cellular component: plastoglobule; chloroplast thylakoid membrane. The coding region runs from base 86 to 961 and encodes 291 amino acids. NCBI's taxonomy places the organism in Eukaryota, Viridiplantae, Streptophyta, Magnoliopsida, Malvales, Malvaceae. The transcript is spliced from 6 exons. The record is from RefSeq and is a predicted model, not a curated record. Gene Ontology annotation, biological process: response to light stimulus; photosynthesis, light harvesting in photosystem I.
CAUUCCCCCUUUCCCCACUACUAUUAGAUCUUCACUCACCAUUGUUCCAAGUUUGUUGUAAACCAAGCUAGAACCAGCAGCCAACAUGGCCUCAUUAGCAGCCUCCACCGCUGCCGCCUCCCUUGGCGUCUCUGAAAUGCUCGGUAACCCUCUGAAUUUCAGUGGUGGAGCUAGGUCAUCGGCUCCAACACCAUCCAACUCAUCCACUUUCAAGACCGUUGCUCUUUUCUCCAAGAAGAAGGCCGCUCCUCCAAAGCCCAAGGCUGCUGCUGUCGCCCCGGCCGAUGAAGAGCUGGCUAAGUGGUACGGUCCGGACAGAAGGAUUUUCUUGCCUGAAGGUCUGUUAGACAGAUCGGAGAUCCCAGAGUACUUGAACGGAGAAGUUCCCGGAGACUAUGGAUACGAUCCGUUUGGUCUCAGCAAGAAGCCAGAAGACUUUGCAAAAUAUCAAGCAUAUGAGUUGAUACACGCAAGGUGGGCAAUGCUUGGUGCUGCAGGGUUCAUCAUCCCUGAAGCCUUUAACAAAUUUGGUGCCAACUGUGGCCCCGAAGCCGUUUGGUUCAAGACCGGAGCUCUUCUCUUGGACGGUAACACCUUGAACUACUUCGGGAAGAACAUCCCCAUCAACCUUGUGGUGGCUGUCGUUGCCGAAGUCGUCCUUGUUGGUGGUGCUGAAUAUUACAGAAUCAUCAAUGGCUUGGAUCUGGAGGACAAGCUUCACCCUGGGGGACCAUUUGACCCACUGGGGUUAGCCAAGGAUCCAGACCAGGCUGCUUUGCUGAAGGUGAAAGAGAUAAAAAACGGUAGACUCGCGAUGUUCGCCAUGCUCGGUUUCUUCUUACAAGCUUAUGUGACCGGAGAAGGUCCGGUGGAGAACCUUUCGAAGCACCUGAGCGAUCCUUUUGGCAACAACUUGCUCACGGUCAUUGCUGGAACUGCUGAAAGAGCUCCCACCCUCUGAUUUUAAUAUCUUUGUUUUCUGAUUUUCGCCGCUACUUGUUAUUGCGUUUAUGCAUUUUGUUGUACAUCAAACUUAUCGGAUAAUUCCCGAGAACUUUAAUCUUGAAGGUCUCACCCUCGAAUUUACUAA